AUGCCUUUUUAUACAAAAGAAAACACUCUCAUUGCAACCAACCAUCAUUAUGAUAAAUUCAUUAAAACUCUAAAGUGUCUGACAGCAGUGGAGGAUGAAAAGGUAUUCUGCUUCCAGGUGGAAAAAAAACCUACUAUCAAGACUAUUAGCUCUAACAGAGAAGGUGACACAAGGUUAGGGACCGACUGUCAGGACUAUCAACAGUUAACAGGGCCUGACACAAGGUUAGGGACCAACUGUCAGGACUAUCAACAGUUAACAGGAGGUGACACAAGGUUAGGGACCGACUGUCAGGACUAUCAACAGUUAACAGGAGGUGACACAAGGUUAGGGACCGACUGUCAGGACUAUCAACAGUUAACAGGAGGUGACAUAAGGUUAGGGACCGACUGUCAGGACUAUCAACAGUUAACAGGAGGUGACACAAGGUUAGGGACCAACUGUCAGGACUAUCAACAGUUAACAGGAGGUGACAAAAGGUUAGGGACCGACUGUCAGUACUAUCAACAGUUAACAGGAGGUGACACAAGGUUAGGGACCGACUGUCAGGACUAUCAACAGUUAACAGGAGGUGACACAAGGUUAGGGACCGACUGUCAGGACUAUCAACAGUUAACAGGAGGUGACACAAGGUUAGGGACCUACUGUCAGGACUAUCAACAGUUAACAGAAGGUGACACAAGGUUAGGGACCGACUGUCAGGACUAUCAACAGUUAACAGGAGGUGACACAAGGUUAGGGACCGACUGUCAGGACUAUCAACAGUUAACAGGAGGUGACAAAAGGUUAGGGACCAACUGUCAGGACUAUCAACAGCAGGAGGUGACACAAGGUUAG
Molecule: messenger RNA, 837 nt
Organism: Pecten maximus
Lineage: Eukaryota; Metazoa; Mollusca; Bivalvia; Pectinida; Pectinidae
Exons: 2
Coding region: 1-837 (278 amino acids)
Source: RefSeq, a predicted model, not a curated record